AUGAGGAGGACGUGGCCGGGGACAUCGAGGACAUCCCGCUGCUGGCAGGGGCGGCCCCGCGACAGCAGCGGCGACAGCAGCGCCCCGCCAGCGCGCAGCCCGGAUCUCUUCGAGCGCCUGCAGCACGCCGUGAGCUCCCUGGAGCGCGCCGCCUUCUGCCGCCGCCGGCAGCCCCCGGCGUGGCCGCCGCCCGCCCCGGCCUGGCACCGGGCGCUCCAGGUGAGCCUCGCCACGCCCGCGGUGCCCUCGGCGGCACGGCGGGCGGCGGCGGGACCGGGGCUACCGGCGGAGGUGGCGGCGGCGGCGGCGAGGAACGCGAGCCUGCGGACAGCCCUGGGCCAGCGGGACGAGGAGCUGGGCCAGGCCACGGCCGCCCUGCGGGCGCUGCGGGGCGAGCGGGAGCGCCUGCAGGGCAAGGUGCGAGACCUGCGGGAGGCUCUGGCCAGGCUGGAGGAGCCGGGAGGGUCUGGCAGUGACACCCCUGGCGUCGGUGACAUCCCCGGGACCGGUGACACCCCCGGGACAGGCGACGCCUCUGGGACUGGCGACGCCCCCAGAGUCGGUGACACUCCCGGGGUCGAUGACACCCCCGGGCCCAGCAGCCCCCCGGGGCACCGGCCCCACGCCCCGCUGUCCCCCCAGCCCUCGGCGGGGCCGGGCCGGGAGCAGGAGGAGCGGCUGCCGCAGCUGCAGGGGAUGCUGGCGCGGCUGCAGGAGGUGAACCGGGAGCUGCUGGCGGCGCUGGGCGAGUGCAAGGGCGAGGCGGAGCGGCUGAGCAUGGAGCUGGGGCGGCGGGAGGCGCGCUGCAGCGGGCUGCGGCUGGCACUGAGCUGCAGCGAGCGCUGUGGGGGCGCCUACGUCGCCCUCCUGGACCUGUUGCGGGCAAAGGUGGCACCGGAGGGUGGCACCCGUGGGGGGGUUAUGAGGGGGGACGCUGGUGUGAUGGGGAGAAUACUGGGAAGAUUCUGGGAAGUUAUCUGGGAGGAUACUGGGGGGAUACUGGGAAUACUGGGAGGAUACUGGGGAGCAAUCAGGGAGGAUGCCAAUGGGAUGUGUAAGGCCCACGUGUGGCAGUGGGGGAUGCACGAGGGAUACUGGGAGGUACUGGAAGGACUUCGGGGGGAUGCAGGGAGCUUGUGGGGCAUCCCAAUGCCCCCCACACCACCUUGCUGGCACCCCUGGGCAGCGGCACUGCCCGCAACGUGCCCAGGAACCGCGGCGGAACCGAGCCCGGGCCACGAACCGGGACCUGGCCCCGCCACACCAGAACAGAGCCUGGACUGCGCACCCGGACCUGGCCUCGCCACACCGGAGCCCUCGGGGCCAGCGGAGCCAGACAGCCGUGAGCACCCCGCGGACAGCCCCGGGGCUCACAGGCCCCAGGGGAUGGAGGAGGGAGCGCUGCGGGAGCUCAUCCGGCGGCUCCGCGCCGAGCAGGCGGCGGUGGAGGGGUCCCUGCUGGACGCCGCCGAGCCCUCGGAGCCUCCCCCGGAGCGCGACCCCCGGGGCCGGGCGGAGCGGGCGCUGCGGGAAGCGCGGGCGCUGCUGCCCGGCUGGAGGCGGCCGGAGAAGGAGGAGCUGCUGCAGGAGCUGGCAGUGCUCAAGGAGGCGCUGGCGGAGCUGCGGACGCGGCUGCAGCUGGCUCAGAAGGAGAAGCGAGCCCUGGAGCUGCUGCUGGCCGCGCACGGGCCCCGCGAGGCCGCGCUGCGCCUCCUGCUGCGGGAACGGGAGCGGCACCGGGAGCGGCACCGGGAAUGGGACCGGGAGCGGGACGGGCGGGACGGAGCCUCCGGCAGCAGCUCCGGCAGCAGCUCCGGCAGCAGCUCCGAGGAGGAGGCGCGGAUGGGGCGGGGGGCAACGAUGGCCCCGGGAAACCCCCCGGACCCCGAGAGAACGAGGGAGGAACUGCUCCGGAUCCGGGCCAGGACGGAGCAGCUGCGUGGCCGUGCCCGGGAGCUGGCGCUGGCCCUGGAGCGGGGCAGCACUGCCAGCCGUGCCCAGCAGGGACACAGUGCCACCGUCACCCUGGAGCUCCUCCAGGCGCACAGGUCAGCACGGGCCGGGGUCCCUUGGGUGUCCCUGGCUCGCUGGCCCUGGCGUACCGCGGGGCGCGGCGCAAGCAGGCGGAGCAGCUGCGGCGGCUGCAGGCGCGGGCGGCGGCGCUGCAGGGCCAGCACGGCCGCAGGGAGCGAGCCCUGGCCCGGACACUGCGGGAGCUGCAGCGAGGAGGUGGAGAAGUCAGCGCUCCCGGUGCCGGCCGAGCCCCGGGCGUGCCCGAACGGCCGCGGGGGCCCGGGAGGGGCCCCGGCCGCCGCCUCCGGCGCCGUACCGCGCUCUCCAUCCCCGCUCCCCUCGCUCCCGCCGGCCCCGCGGGCCGUUCCCGACCCGCGGGGCGCGGGGGGCGGGGAGCGGCCCCGCCGGUGCCGCGGAGCGCAGGAGCCACCGGGGGCGGGAGCGGCCCCGCAUGCGGCCGGUGCCCGCGGGGGGAUGCGCCGCGCCCCGGCCCCGCCGCCGCCGCCGCCGCCGCAAACUUUCCGCGGGGCCGUGAACCGGCAGGAGGAGGAGGAGGAGGAGGAGAGCGACAAAUCCCUGAGGGGGCGACCCCAAAAAAAUCCCUAA
Molecule: messenger RNA, 2619 nt
Organism: Melospiza georgiana
Lineage: Eukaryota; Metazoa; Chordata; Aves; Passeriformes; Passerellidae
Gene: USHBP1
Product: USH1 protein network component harmonin binding protein 1
Exons: 16
Coding region: 1-2619 (872 amino acids)
Source: RefSeq, a predicted model, not a curated record